AAACGAGCUGAUAGUGGAUUCUCCUGGUAUCUUGCAAGGGAAUCUUAUUAUUCGGCACAGACAUUAUUAGUACUUACAGAUUAGUGCCAUUGUUUCUCAAACUACACUAUAUUUAUUCUUGCCUUACAGGUUCUGUGAGAAUAUUUUAUUGCAGUUAUCAGCCGAUUUUAGUAUAUAAAUCUUUGUAUCUGCUUGAUUUGACUUGAAGAUAGGCAGUUGAUCCUUGGUGACAUCUGGCUCGUUAUCAGACAAUAGAAGUGACAUCGAGAAAGCCGGCGCCAUCGCAGCUUCCAGUUACACAUAGAACUCGCCGUCGCACCGUGACCCGCAUAGAAAUCAGAAGCUUCUGGUUCCUCCUCACAUCUGAUACAUCUCACCAUCUGGUCUCAGACCCCUGACACCGACAAAAAGCACUCUGACUCUACCAGACCGUGCCAAACACCAUCCGACAACCGCAGACAUUACCACUGGUCGGAUCCGUGUCGUCUUUUCACAUUUUGCGCCUGACGUUUCUUAUCAGCAGCUCAGACACUGUCCCUUGAUUGGAUACACAUCUACAACAGUGUUGAUACAUCCACUGCAUUAGCAUCGCUAUCUGUCACAUCCACCCAGUCGUCUAUCAUACUGACACACACCACUCCGUCUGUCAGAACUCAACCACGCUGCUCUCUGUCGCUACACCCAUCACCUCCCUCGCAUACACAGAGUAACAUGUUUUCUACAGAUUACUCCCACGGCCUCGACUUGACGUUUGACCUCUACCUGAUGCCACCGGCCUCGGCCGCCACGGCUCUGUCGACGAACAAUACAAACUCUGCCGCCAUCACCAACGCAUCUGCAGCUUCAAACGCAGGGGGCCUCACCUUGAACAACUUCCACUCGAUCUACUCCCAGGACACAAACGACUUCCUCUACCAAAGCGACAUUUCAAACGGCACAACUUUGAAUGGCAGCAACGACAACUUCAUGAGCAACAACUCCGCCAGCAUCACCAUGCCGGUGUCGUCGUCGACGUCGUUGUCGUCCUUUUCAACCACUUCAACUACACCCUCCGAGUCACGUGCAUCUAUCUCGUCAGCUGACUCGGUUUACUACAACACUUCCAAGAACCAGUCCAACUUGUCGAUGUUUGCUCAGCCAUACCCGUUCGGGAUGCUGACGGCUCCCGGCCCAAGUGUCGCUGCGGCUGCUGCCAUUGCUGCUGCUGCCGCUUCUGCAACCCAGCAGCCAAACGUCGCUACCAAUUACAACAAUCUUAUCUACACCAACGGUGUCACAGGCACGACUAACAAUCUCAAUGUGAACAGCAACAUCAACAGUAAUAACGGCACCAAUAGUAAUGGCACGUUAUCUACGCCUCCUACGUCGCCAGCACCGGUGCCCUCGUACAUGGCCGGAAUUGACACCUCUGCACUCGCCAAUACAUACCAGUUUGACUUUGACGAUGUGCCACAGGAUGCGCUUUUCAACACGGAUGCACUUUUCGACAACAACACCAACCACAACCACCACUACAACCUGAACGGAGCAUCAGUUCCGACCAACUACCAGUACAAGACGGUGCCGAACACGCCGAUUUCUGAAGGGGACUUGGAAGGUUCGCCAAUGAUCAUGAUGCCUUCGGGAGUGCUUGGUCUGGCUGCAAACAAGCUUGUUUUGGAAUCGCAGAAUUUUGCCGGUAAACGAAGAAGAAACACCGAGCCCAUGGCUACUGGUUUAGCCGCUUCCAGCUCGAGCUCGCAUAUGGGUGCAAAUUCUACUUCUCUCGAUGUCAAAACGGCUAUUGAAUUGGCCACAAGAGCUUUUUCCAAAUCGCUGACGACGUCUUUGCACCAUUCAGACGUUUCUCACCAUCACCACUUACCCUUAGAAUACAAGUACAACCAGCCGGUCAAGGAACAGCUUUUGCGUCGUUUUUCUGCAUCUACUAUCCGUGAGAUCAAAUUGACCGAACUGGACUUAUUCUGCAAGAACCACUGCAACUCGAAGUUUCCUAACUAUUUGGCAAUGAUUGACCACUUCGAUAAACACAGAUUGAAUUUGGUGGACUACAGGUCGUUUAAGUGCCCGGUAGCUGAAUGCCCCAUGCACAUCUUAGGCUACGAGAAGAAAGCCGACUUGAGACAUCAUGUUGUCAUUGAUCAUUUCAAGAAGGGUAAAGUAUUGGACCAGUUCGAGAUGUACAGUCUGCAAUUACAGGCAAUCAUCUACGUCUGCACUCAGGAUAACUGCGGAAAGGGAUUUUAUAGAAGAGACAGUUUGACGAGACACAUCAAGUUGGUGCACCAGAACCAGGCCAGUUUGUUCAACCAGAAGAGAAGGCAGAGCGAGGUGGGCACUAUCGACGAGGACGAGGAAGAUGCCCAGCUCAAAUCCAAGAAGAAGAAGAGAAGAAAGAAGAACUGA
Scheffersomyces stipitis CBS 6054 is the source of this 2406-nucleotide messenger RNA. It is a transcript of the gene RME1, whose product is annotated as Rme1p. Lineage: Eukaryota; Fungi; Ascomycota; Pichiomycetes; Serinales; Debaryomycetaceae. The transcript has a single exon. Bases 712 to 2406 code for a protein of 564 amino acids. The record is from RefSeq and is a predicted model, not a curated record.